UCCGGCAAACGGAGCUGGGGAGACAAACCCACCACAGUUGACUGUACAUCGACCCCCUUUGCAUUAUGCAUGUUCACCAGAGAUUCCGAGAGCGAUUCCCGAUUAAACGCAAAACACCGGUACAGAAACCACCGCUUAAAAGUCGAAGAUAAUCAACUUUGAUGUGGCAGACGCGCGUACUGUGAAGGUUGGAAUACAGCACUGAAGCCCGACUGACCAAAGCAAGGGCAGAAGGAAUACAGUAAAAGGGGCUGCUCUCCAACUAAUGCGGACAAUCAUGCAUCUUCUGUUUUGGGGACUUGGGUUUCUAGUAUUAAUCCCUGACUUCUUGAAUGUACUAGCAACAACAGGGGGACCGCAGUUAAAUUCAAGACAAGGAAAACUGCUUGAGCAGCUUGGUGCAUAUGAGAUUGUAACUCCGACGAGAGUGAAUGAAGCCGGUGACAAACUGCCUACGAGCGUGCACUUCAAAAGGAAAAAACGGAGUGUUGUUGGAACACCGAACAACAGUUCCGAUCAGUGGGCCUCCUCGCGCAUUCAUUACAGAAUAUCGGCUUUUGGGCAGGACUUUCACCUCAACCUCACGCUUGAGUCGGGAUUUAUUGCGCCUCUUUACACGGUCACGAUACUCGGAGUACCCAGCAGAAGUAACCUAACGGAUUCUUCACUAGAGGGGGACGCGGAGGAGGACACAGAGUUUCAGCAUUGCUUUUAUAAAGGACAUGUCAAUUCAAAAACGGAACACACUGCCGUCAUCAGCCUGUGCUCCGGAAUGUUUGGCACUUUCAGGUCUGUGGAAGGGGAAUAUUUUGUGGAGCCUCUUCACACCUAUAACGGGGAACAUUUUGAAGAAGAACACAACAAACCUCAUCUUGUAUACAGAAAAGAUGCACCCAAGAAUGACAUUACUGAGGAUGGGACUGCAUGUGAUGCUUCAGGACAUAAACACAGACACAGGAGACACAGAGACAAGGCGAGGAGGCGGGGAGUGCCUGGCGGCAUGCUGGCCGAUCUGGAAACGCUGAGCGCCAGCUUCUCCUCGCGUCCUUUCUCCGCGACGGAAAAUAAGCAAACGGCUAAUGACAGCAGUGACUCAGUACCUCACAGAAGAUCAAAGCGCUUCCUCUCCUAUCCGCGCUUUGUCGAAGUCAUGGUGGUCGCGGACAGCAAAAUGGUGGAACACCACGGGAGCAACCUUCAGCACUACAUUCUCACAUUAAUGUCCAUUGUUUCUUCCAUCUACAAAGACCCAAGCAUUGGAAAUCUAAUUAAUAUAGUUGUUGUGAAAUUAGUAAUAAUAAAUAAUGAACUGGAUGGCCCGAUCAUCUCCUUCAAUGCACAGACCACUUUAAAAAAUUUUUGCAUAUGGCAGCAAACUCAGAAUCAUCCAGAUGAAAGCCACCACUCACAUCAUGACACUGCUAUUCUCAUCACCAGGCAGGAUAUCUGCCGGGCCCGGGAUAAAUGUGACACAUUAGGUCUGGCAGAGUUGGGCACUGUGUGUGAUCCUUACAGGAGCUGCAGCAUCAGUGAAGACAAUGGACUAAGCACUGCAUUCACCAUUGCUCAUGAGCUGGGCCACGUGUUUAACAUGCCCCACGAUGACAGCAACAAAUGUAAAGAGGACGGCGUAAAAAACCAACAGCAUGUGAUGGCGCCAACAUUGAAUUAUUACACCAACCCUUGGAUGUGGUCCAAAUGUAGCAGGAAAUACAUCACAGAGUUCCUUGACACAGGGUAUGGCGAAUGCUUGCUCGAUGAGCCCAUACCUAGGCCAUACAGUCUUCCUCAGCAGCUCCCUGGACGGAUAUACAAUGUUAAUAAACAAUGUGAAUUGAUAUUUGGGCCCGGAACGCAGGUGUGCCCAUAUAUGAUGCAGUGUCGGAGGCUGUGGUGCACCAGCCCAGAGGGGGCCCAGAAAGGCUGCCGGACCCAGCAUAUGCCUUGGGCAGACGGAACUGAGUGCUCCCAGGGAAAGCACUGCAAACAUGGCCUCUGUAUCCCCAAGGAGCAUGACGCCACCCCCAUUGAGGGGGCGUGGGGGGUGUGGAGCCCUUUUGGAACCUGCUCACGGACGUGUGGCGGGGGCAUCAAGAUUGCCGUCCGGGAGUGCAACCGACCCGUGCCCAGGAACGGGGGGAAGUACUGCGUGGGACGCAGGAUGAAGUUCCGCUCCUGCAACUCUGAGCCUUGCUCCAAACAGAAGAAGGACUUCAGGGAGGAGCAGUGUGGGGCCUUCGAUGGCAGGCACUUCAACAUCAACGGUCUACCUCCAAACGUCCGCUGGGUCCCCAAGUACAGCGGAAUUUUAAUGAAGGAUCGGUGCAAGCUGUUCUGCAGGGUGGCUGGGAGCACGGCCUACUAUCAGCUCAGGGACAGAGUCAUCGAUGGAACCCCCUGUGGGCCAGACACCAACGACAUCUGUGUUCAGGGCUUGUGCAGGCAAGCAGGAUGUGACCACGUGCUGAACUCCAAGGCAAGGAGGGACAAGUGUGGGGUGUGUGGUGGGGACAAUUCCUCAUGCAAGACUGUUGCAGACACAUUCAACAUUGUUCAUUACGGAUAUAACGUUGUCGUGCGUAUUCCCAGUGGUGCUACAAAUAUUGACGUGCGACAGCACAGCUACUCAGGGAAACCAGAGGACGAUAACUACCUCGCCAUUUCCAACAGCCGUGGGGAGUACCUGCUCAAUGGCGAGUUCGUCGUCAGCAUGUUUAAAAGGGAAAUUAAAGUGGGAAAUGCUAUAAUAGAAUAUAGUGGCUCUGACCACGUUGUCGAGAGAAUCAACUGCACUGACAGAAUAGAGGAGGAGAUCGUCGUCCAGGUGCUGUCUGUCGGUAACCUGUAUAAUCCAGAUGUCAGGUACAGCUACAACAUUCCCAUUGAAGACAAGCCGCAGCAGUUCUUCUGGGAUGCUUAUGGCCCAUGGCAGGAGUGCAGUAGGCUAUGCCAAGGGGAGCGAAAGAGGAAGAUUCUGUGCAGCCGAGAGUCAGACCGCGUGGUGGUCUCAGACCAGAGGUGCCACGGAUCGCCCCGGCCUGCUGUCAUCACUGAGCCCUGCAACACAGAGUGUGAACUCAGGUGGCAUAUUGCGAGAAAGAGUGAGUGCACAGCGCAGUGUGGGCAAGGCUACCGAACUCUGGAGAUCUACUGUGCCAAGCACACCCGGGCCGACGGCAAGACCCAGAAGGUGGACGACCGCUACUGCAGCAACCAGCGCAAGCCUGACGACAAGGAGGGUUGCCAUGGUGACUGCAACCCCGGUGGCUGGGAGUAUACACCCUGGUCCGAGUGCUCCAAGAGCUGUGGAGGUGGGACGCGGCGUCGCGGGGCGGCGUGCGGCAAAGGGGGCGAGUCGGGGCACGACGAGAGCAAGUGCAACCAGCGGGAGAAGCUGACGGUCCAGCCCUGCAAUGAGUUCCUGUGCCCUCAGUGGAAGACUGGGGACUGGUCAGAGUGCCUUGUGACCUGCGGCAAAGGGUACAAGCAUCGGCAGACCUGGUGCCAGUUCGGAGAGGACCGUCUGGACGACAGGUUCUGUGACUCCUCGAAGCCAGAGUCAGUGCAGACUUGUCAACAGCAGGAGUGUGCCUCCUGGCAGGUCGGGCCUUGGGGACAGUGCACGACCACAUGCGGGCCGGGCUAUCAGAUGAGGGCGGUGAAAUGUGUGGUUGGAUCAUAUGGGUCCGUCAUGGACGACACCGAGUGUAAUGCUGCCACCAGACCCACCGACACUCAGGACUGUGAACUGGUGCAGUGCCCCGUCACACACCCAGUUGUCCCAGAAACGAAAGUGCCGCCUCACCCCGGGCACAAAACCCAGUGGCGGUUCGGAUCCUGGACACAGUGCAGUGCAACAUGUGGCAAAGGGACGAGGAUGCGCUAUGUGAGUUGCCGGGACAACCAGGGGGGUGUGGCCGAAGAGUCCGCUUGUUUCCACCUUCCCAAACCACCAGCCCGUGAGGUUUGCUCUGUGGUGGCCUGCGGUCAAUGGAAAGUCUUGGAGUGGACGCUGUGCUCAGUGUCUUGUGGUCAGGGCACGGCCACCCGACAGGUGGUGUGUGUGAACUUCAGCGACCAGGUGGUGGAUGUGAGCGAAUGUGACCCCGAUGACCGCCCAGCGACUGAGCAGGAGUGCGCCAUGCCCCAGUGUCCCGUACGCUCCAGUGACCAUGGCAACUUCCCCACCAAUGGGGACCCUCGCAAAAAGAUUCCGCCCCAGGGGACCUCCGUCCGGAAUGGUGGCCGCGCACAGUCACACCAGUGGAGGACAGGGCCAUGGGGAGCGUGCUCUAGCACAUGUGCGGGAGGGUUCCAAAGGCGUGUCGUCGUCUGUCAGGAUGAAAACGGCUAUGCUGCCAAUAACUGUGAGGAGAGGACCAAGCCCAUCGAGCAACGCUCUUGCGAGUCUGGGCCCUGCCCACAGUGGGUCUAUGGGAACUGGGGAGAGUGCACGAAGCCCUGUGGCGGGGGGAUAAAGACGCGCCUGGUCGCGUGUCAGCGACCCAACGGGGAACGGUUUAACGAUCUGAGCUGUGAAAUUCUUGACAAACCUCCUGACAGAGAGCAGUGCAAUACUCAGUCUUGCCCAUCCAGCCCUCACUGGAACACCGAUCCCUGGAGCUCGUGUUCUGCCUCAUGUGGGAAAGGAUACAAGUACCGCAAGGUAACCUGUGUGACCCUCUCUGGAAGGCCCGUUCAGGAGGAGAACUGCCAGCACCUGCCCCGGCCCAGCAAGCAGAGGCGCUGCCGAGGGGGGCGCUGCCCCAAGUGGAAGACAGGAAUCUGGGGAGAGUGCUCCUCGUCGUGUGGGAAAGGGAGACAGCAGCGCGAGGUUUUCUGUCAGAUCGGAGACCAGCGCAGUGUGGAGGAGUCGGAGUGCCCGCGAUCCGCCCGCCCGGCAUCCAGCCAGCCCUGCCAGGCCGCGGACUGCCCGUCGCGCUACAGGUGGAGGGAGGGAGACUGGCAUGAGUGCAGCAAGAGCUGUGGAUCGGGACGCAGGCGCAGGAUGGUUCUGUGUCUGGACCAGGAAGAGGAGGAGGAGGUUCAUGAGAUGUACUGCGUGAGCCAGAAGAAGCCAGCUGACACGGAGAGCUGCAACACGCAGCCCUGCGAGUUUGUGUGGAUCACUGGCGAGUGGUCAGAGUGCUCUGUUAGCUGUGGGCAGGGCUACCGGAGGAGACUGGUGUCCUGCAGUGAGGUGCAUUCUGGAAAGGACAAUUAUGAGUACGGGUACCAAUUCUCAUACAACUGCCCUGGAACCCCUCCAGACAGCGUAUUGGUGUGCAACCUUGCCCCCUGUCCUGCUCCACAAGCCUGGAGAGUUGGAAUUUGGGGACCAUGUUCAGCCUCCUGUGGAGAGGGUGUGAUGGAGAGGACAGUGCAGUGUGUCACGGUCGAUGGCCAGGCCAGCAACCAGUGCCUAUCCAGCACUAAACCUGAGAUGCGCAAGGUCUGCAGCAACACUGUCUGCCAUUUGCCAACUAGCUGCAGUGACAUCCAGAGCCAGAAUGGUAUCCAGGCAGACGGGGAGCACUUGCUCAGCAUACAAGGAAAAGCACUGAGGAUCUACUGUGCCGGCAUGCAGUCAGGCGCUCCUCGGGAAUACAUUUCACUGACGGCGGGCGACGCUGAGAACUUUUCGGAAGUCUUUGGGUUCAGGCUGAACAACCCCACAGAGUGCCCCCACAACGGGAGCCGCCGGGAGGACUGCCAGUGCAGGAGGGACUACAGCGCUGCAGGGCUCUCCACCUUCAGCAAAGUCAGGCUGGACCUCAGCAAGAUGCAGAUUAUCACGACCGACUGGCAGUUUGCUUUUACACGGGAAGGCCACAGAGUCCCAUUUGCCACAGCAGGAGAUUGCUACAGCGCCGCCAGGUGUCCUCAGGGUCGUUUCAGUAUCAACCUUUCCGGAACCGGCUUUCAGGUGGCUGAAGACACCAAGUGGAUUUCCCAAGGAAAUUACGCUGUUGCUGAUAUCCAUAAAUCACAGGAUGGCAGCAGAGUGACAGGAAUGUGUGGAGGCUACUGUGGAAAAUGCACUCCAUCCACGGGUGCUGGCUUUCGCAUAAAAGUGAAGUAAAUCUACUUUUUCAGGUUCUUUCUGUGUCCUAUGUGGCUUCCAAUGGUGCUAAAAAAUGAAGGCUUCGUUCUGAAAUGUCCUCUAUUCCUUAAAAUAUGUUCAUAUGUAAAUUUCUAGGUGUAAGUACUGUACAUAACAUUUUUUAUGAAUUAUUUAUUAUACUCACAUUUAUUUUUGUAUUGUAAAAUUAUUUAAGAAUUGUGAUUUCAAGAAAUACCACAUGCAGUACUUUGCCUUGCUGGUGUAAAAUGUUUGGGCUCACAUCACACACACAUAUUCCUCGUACUUCAAUCCCACAAUGCAAUGCUGACAAAGGGAAACGUACUCAUGUUGCCAAUGGUUGGUGUUUAAGACUUUAUCAUUUUACCCUCAGUUGUAAUGCACGCUGUGAUAAGGAAAGCUCUGCUACUGGACUCUCAGCAUAUUGAUCAGUGCAGUGGGCUAGACAGGAGCGCAUGCGGACUCUCCAGAGCAGAUGGCGAGGGCGCCACACGGGUUGUGAGUUUACCCGAGCCACGGUGUGCCGAUUCCAUUCACGGCAGCAGGGACAAGGCUACAGGAUGCGGCAGCUGCUGGCGGACAGGUGUUGCCUGGCGAGGCGCCACCCCGAGGUGCACCAGGCCCGCAGGGCAAUCCGGCGCUUUUCCGGUCACCGAUCGCGCCGUCUCUGUGGCAGCAGGAAGAGACCGGGUGAGGAGGGAGUGAAAGUCAGAGCAAGAAGGACAACUAGGACAAGGAGGACGGGGGGGGGGAGUGUGUGAGGGGAGGAGGACUACUCCUGUGAUGUGACAGUGAUCGGUGUUGUGGCACGUGAAGAUGUAGGUCUUUGAUGUGAUGUUUGUCUGUUAGCAAGGGAUGUUGUGGUGCAGUAAUGCACUCUUUACUAAAUCGUAUUCCGUACGCUGCUUCUAUUGAUAUAUUAGCCGGAUGAGGAUGGAAAGAUACUAGUUGGACAGGAAGAAUCAGAAGAUGUUUGUUUGAACCAUAAAGAACUGGGAGAUUUCAAAUGAAUGGUGAUUACUGCAACUCCUUCUGUUGCAUGACAGCACAGGCAGGGGUGACCAGGGAAGGACAUAACCUUAAUGCAAGGGCUGCUGUAGCAGAUCAAGGUUUAUGAUAGCAAAAUGUUCAUCUAGUGUUCCAUCGAAAAAAUAGAAAACCAAACAAUAGAACACCAGAGAAUAACAGUUGAGUUGUCACGUGUCUUUUGAUUUGGCCAGAAUGUCCUCAGAGGUCAAAGUACAGGAAGGUAAGGGUAAAGUUUCCUUCUGUAUUAGGGAGGAGGAGAGAGACUGUGAGCGAUAAAUGAGGAAGAGACAGCAGCAGGCAAGGAGUAUGAGAGUUUGAAGGCUAGUGAAUAUGAGAGACAAGCCCCAGUGAUCUGGUGUUAUGUUUUCACUGAUCAGGAACUACAUAACAGGGUAACCCACAGUGCAAGGAACUAACUGCCAUGUAUUUAUUUCUGCUUAGCAGCCAUGAGUCAGGCCCAGCACCAUGUCUAACCUGAGAUAAUGUUUUCACAGGGGCCAAGCAAUCAAAAGCAGCAUGUGUUUUACUAGUCCAAUCUCUAUGCAGUAGGCAUUUUUCAUUAAGAAAAAUACAAGCGAGUAACAGGCAAACUUUAUCUCAGUUACAUGUGCAGUGGUCACUAGACGUAUGUAAGGCUGGUGGCUCACCUGCUAAGUGAGACAAUGUUUUGUGAGUCUGUCAGGUGCCAAGACAGAUGCCUGUAAUAGAGCAGAGCAGCUCGGUUUUCCACUCUUCAUAGCAAUUCAGGUCUGCAUUAUAUCAUUCAAUAUCAAGUUAUUGUACCUGAAAGGUAGGUCCUGGGUACCUCUAAAAUGUUAGAGAUGCCCCACAAAACAGAAUGUGACCUGGCCCUAUGGGUCUGAUUUAUCUACUGCUGCCUUAAUUUGAUUUGUGUGAUUGUGAAGUCCAGCUUUUCUUUGUUUAAAAGUACACAUCUUAAGGCUUUCUCAGUGUUUUAGUUUGGAGGAUUUGUUGCAAUCGGCCAGAACAUAUUCAGUCUAACAGCAGUGCACUUUCUUCGGCAAUGUGAGUGACAAGUGUAAAAAUUAUUGUUUUUUGUUUUGUUUUCUGUUAAUAUCUGUGAGCAACAAACUCCUGGGAUGUGUAAGAAACAAAGUAACACAGCUAAGUUGCAUAAAGGUAUUGCUCAAUGUCGGAAAAGCACGUUGCUUUUAGACUGAAACUUGGCCACUGUGGUUUGUAUAAUUUGAGCUCCGGAGUUGUUGGAGUGAGUUCACACGCUUGUAAAAAGAUAUCAGGGUACUUUUUUCUUUUUCUCUUAUCCAUAUCAAGAUGAUGUGCCUUUUUUUGUCAUAUUAGCCA
Megalops cyprinoides (Indo-Pacific tarpon) is the source of this 8434-nucleotide messenger RNA. It is a transcript of the gene adamts9, whose product is annotated as ADAM metallopeptidase with thrombospondin type 1 motif, 9. Gene Ontology annotation, cellular component: extracellular matrix. The record is from RefSeq and is a predicted model, not a curated record. The transcript has 40 exons. Gene Ontology annotation, molecular function: zinc ion binding; metalloendopeptidase activity. NCBI's taxonomy places the organism in Eukaryota, Metazoa, Chordata, Actinopteri, Elopiformes, Megalopidae. Gene Ontology annotation, biological process: extracellular matrix organization; proteolysis. Bases 266 to 6082 code for a protein of 1938 amino acids.